AUGAUCUUUGAUAAAUUGCUUAGAUUAAGUUGCAUAUUGUUGCUGUUGCUCUUCUUUCAUACAUAUCCAUAUUCAGAUACGUUUUCAAAGCUCUGCUUAAAGCCAUCUUAUUCUGGUAAUGGUACUCUCGAGGGCAAUGCAAAGUGUACAGUUGCUUACCCCAGAGAAACUAAAGAUGCUAUAGAAGCCGAAGAUUUCUGCCAGUCGGCAUCGCCCUAUACCUUGACUUCCUCCAAAUAUGGAAAGAAUACGACUUGUGUUCAUGAAAGAGGUUUCGCUUGUGAUGAUGAGGAGCAAGAACUCUACGAUAAUUGUUUAAUAGUGGUGGAACGUAAAGGCAAAUUUUUCAAUAUCACACCGUGUCCAAAAGGAUACAACCUACACGUCGUUGAAGGAAAAGAUGAAGCAAAAUGGAUUGCUGUCAUCUUCAGAAAACUGCACGCUACAUGGGUAGGAAACUCAGGCGAUAGUGCUCGUGUUCUCAAACCAAAGCUUCAUCCCAAUGCUAUGAAAAUAGGUCUUAAUACUACUGAAGGUAAACCUAUCUUCGUGCGUUUAACACAAGGUGCGAGAGAUGGGACCAAAAAAGGCUGUGCUUACUAUGGGACUGAAGGGUUGCAAAUGCCAUACAUCUGCUCCAGAAAAGCCGAGCCUUACGACGAAACACAACUGAGUUUGAAGGAAUUCUUGGAGGAGCUGGGUAUUCCUUUGGAAGUGACCGUUAACAAAGACGGAAAUGAGCGCAUUUAUACGAAUUUUGGAUUGCUAUUUGCAGUGCAAGCAGAGCAUUUUGAAGCCAAUGUAAAGAACCUUCACAAUGCAUGCUAUGCACUUCCAAAAGGUUUUGUUGCUUCUCGUAAUGACUUUCUGAACGUUAAUGAAUUCGAUAAAGUGAUGGAAAAGUUUCGAUACUCAUCUUUCCGUGUCCCAAAAGGAAGGUCACCAACGUUUUCUAUGGAGGCGGAAAAGUGCGAAAAGGAGAGAUUUUUCGCGAUUAAUAAAAAAUACUGGAGUUAUUACGACAAGAAUGGAGAUAGAUUUGAGAUUAAAACAGAGCACUGGAAAAACACAUAUCCAGACAACAUGUGUGCCGAUUUGCCGAGAAUCACAGCUUUGAUGAUGAAGACAGGAUAUAUAGACAUACCGGCAAUGGGACGGCGAUCUGUUUUAUGCACGACAGGUGGGCCAGAAGAGGCUAACAGAGGCCCGUUACGAAAGGGAGAGUCAUGUAAUAGAGCCGCCACAUACAAUCCAAAAACCAAGCAAUGCGCGUGUGACGAUCCUGAAACUGAUGGGCGACUACGGAACCCAGACGUUUACGGUCAUUAUCCGCCUGGUAUAAUCUGCUUGAGUUGUAAGGAAAGCAAGAGGAAGAGAUCAAUUGUGUUCGUGUUUGAUAAAUCGGGAAGCGUUGAUACGAUAGGAGUCCGUCAGGAGCUUCGCUUUAUGAAGGAGGUGGCGAAGAACAUCAAAGGUACUAGAACUGGCGCAGUAAUGCAAACAGACAAUCCAUACAUUGGUCUAGAAAUGGGCCAGUGGGACAGUCAAGCGCUUACCGCUUUUGUGGCUAAAACCGAAAAAGAACAUUAUGAGCCUUCAUGGACUGUGCUUGGUCACGCCAUGUUCUUGGGAAGGAAGAUGUUGGAGAAAGAAACCACUGAAGACAAAAUUAUGGUGCUUUUUUCUGAUGGUCAACCAGAUCUUUGCAUUGAAUGGGAAUACGGUAUGUGUGCUGAUAUGUGGAAUUGGAUGAUGAUACAUGAGCAAUAUGAGGAAACCGAAGAGCUACGUAAAAAAGGAAUUCAACUUCUUUAUGUUCCUGUUGGUCCGAGAACGAUGCUCACAUCGAAUGAAUAUGAUCCUGAUCAAAUCGAACGUAUCAAAAAAAUGGUAAACUUUGAAAUGGAGAACAUUAUUGAGCAACUGGAUCUGCAACUUUUGGAAGACACUGUAAAGAUUCUUUGUCAAGAAAAGAAAAAGAAAAUUUAA
Messenger RNA from Cylicocyclus nassatus, 1989 nucleotides. Lineage: Eukaryota; Metazoa; Nematoda; Chromadorea; Rhabditida; Strongylidae. The record is from the annotation of a GenBank genome assembly.